AAAAAUCCAAGCACCUGAAGCUGUAAGUGGAGACGCAAGAUAAUGCAUGAUUGACACAUCUUGGAGAACGUGCUGCCGCUCCAGUUACAUGCCCGGCCGAUCCAUUUCUCUCUCAUUCGCUCAAGUUGCCUGUUGUCCUCCAAGGCUUGAGUCUAAGGAAGCGCUUAGUUCACCUCUCGACAAAGGACUCUUUGUUUUGGAUUCCUCUGAAGAAAUCUGACUCUCUUCUCCCAACCCCUGGAGCCGACAAUGUUCUGAACAAGAAGUGCUGGAAUCCAUUGAUCUCUGUUCACUGCCAGUCUACAUACAGGCUUUGUGGUGGGUCAGAGAAGUCACUUCUCCAUCUGGCCUACUUGCCAUGCCUCCCUUGUUUGUCAUCGUGGUCCUCCUUCUGCAGGUGCUCGUGAUUCAUGCUUCCAAAGCUUGCCCCCAGCGGUGUUUCUGCUAUGAAUCCUCCAGUUUUGUGGACUGCCACAGCCGACAACUGGCCCAUAUUCCCCUCGGCAUCCCUCAUAGCACGUGGAUGCUGGACCUGAGGAAUAACAACCUGAGUGGGCUUGAAGGAAGUGGCUUUGAUGCCUUGUGGUCUAUGAAGAUUCUUCUCUUGUCCCACAAUUCCAUUGCCAAGAUCUGGCCCAGAGCUUUCAGGUCCCUCAGCUUCCUGGAGAGGAUGGAUCUCAGCCACAACCUCCUUGUCCGUCUGCCGCGUGACUUCUCGGUUGACUUGACUUCCCUGAAAGAUCUCAAACUGGCCCACAACUACUUAGUAGCCUUGGGUUUUGAAAGCCUGCAAUACCUGGAGAACUUGGAAAAGCUAGACUUGAGCCACAAUUGGGUAGCUUCAAUUGAGAGAGGAACGUUCCGAGGCCUGUCCAGACUCCGACACCUCUACCUUCAGUCUAACCGGCUUGUGAUUGUCCACAAUGGCUUCUUCUUCAUGCUUCAGAACCUGGAAGUCCUGUUGCUUAGCAACAACAACAUCAGCUCCAUUGAGGUGGAGGCCUUCACCUCAUUGCACAACAUGAAUCUUCUGGCAUUGACCGGCAAUCAGCUCAUUCAUCUUAAAUUUAAGACCUUCCUGAAUAUCCAGACCAUCAGUACCCACAUCCAGCUCUCGGGCAACAGGUGGGCCUGUGACUGUGACCUCCAACGGGUUUUCGGUAAGAUUAUGAGUGUGCGACACCUCCAUGUGGAUGAUUAUGAGAACAUCACCUGUUUCAGUCCCUGGCAGCUAGCUGGCUCACCGCUAAUGUCUGUGGACAGCCAGUUGUGUGUGGCAGAGACAGCCACUGUCUUGGUGAUCACUGUCACUGUCUUGGUGACGGUCAUCGCUGCCAUUGUCAUGGCAGAGAGGAACAGGAAGAAGAACCAAGAGAAGAACUGGAAUGAAUCUGAAGGUCCCUUUGACUCACAGGAGAAAUGAGAUAAGGGGAAAUGGGGAUGGCAGGAGCAGUUGAGUCACUGAAACUAGUUUCCUGGUGUUCUUCAAAUUCUGCUUCAUUCUUAACAAGAACUCUGGGGUUCUCUAUCUACUUAAGUGAUCCUGUUACCUAAGAUAUAUGGA
This is a messenger RNA of Heteronotia binoei (common prickly gecko), 1564 nucleotides long. RefSeq names its product slit homolog 2 protein-like. The coding region runs from base 359 to 1423 and encodes 354 amino acids. The transcript has a single exon. Gene Ontology annotation, molecular function: protein binding. Gene Ontology annotation, cellular component: plasma membrane. The record is from RefSeq and is a predicted model, not a curated record. NCBI's taxonomy places the organism in Eukaryota, Metazoa, Chordata, Lepidosauria, Squamata, Gekkonidae.